Haliotis rufescens (red abalone) is the source of this 795-nucleotide messenger RNA. Its product is annotated as caveolin-1-like. The record is from RefSeq and is a predicted model, not a curated record. Gene Ontology annotation, molecular function: molecular adaptor activity. NCBI's taxonomy places the organism in Eukaryota, Metazoa, Mollusca, Gastropoda, Lepetellida, Haliotidae. Gene Ontology annotation, cellular component: caveola. Bases 161 to 535 code for a protein of 124 amino acids. Gene Ontology annotation, biological process: caveola assembly. The transcript has 2 exons.
AAGCCAAAUAGAUUUAGCAUCUACGUGUGUUCAAGUUUCGACAUGGUGCGACACUGUUGUUCUAUUGCUAAGCUACAGCAAGUACUCGAUGCUUCAGCAUAGCUUAUUGUGUAACUGAUUCCUCCAGCAAAGGGCUACAAGCUUCUACCUGAGGGCCACGAUGGUUGACGUCCUGAACCGCGAUCCCAACAACAUCAACGACCAUGUUAAGGUUGAGUUCGAAGACAUCCUUGCUGAGCCAGACGGAGCUCAUAGCUUCGAUUGUGUAUGGACUGCCUCCAGUCUCUGCUUCAACUGCUGUAAAGGAUUCCUGUACAAGCUCCUGACACUGUUGUGUGGCAUCUGUAUUGCUAUGCAGUGGGGCUGUGAGUUUGCCGUCAUCGCCUUCAAUCACAUCUGGAUCAUCACGCCCUGCUUCAAGGUACUGGAGCUCAACUGUGGCUGCCUGAAGAAGCUAUACGGCAUGUGUGUGCACUGUGCUCUGGACCCCUGGUGCGAGUCUUGCGGCCUUUUCUUCACGGCUUUUAGGAAAUAAGACCAGAAAUAUUCACCAGUGUUGCUAUUCAUGCUGUUAAUGAAGACAUAUUUGAUAGGACAUAAUUGAUAACGAAUUGUGCCUUGUGAUAUAUCUCAGAGGGAAGUCGUAUUGUGAGACGUUUACACAUUAUAGAUAAAGCUAAACUCAUAUAGCAUAUGUAAAUUUAUGCUUUUAAAUCGUCCUUAUUUUUCUUUACUUCGACUGAUGUACAUUUACAUUUAAUUGUAUUUUUUAAAUAAAGAUUACGUUGGAAUAUA